GUACAAAAAAAAAAACCUUCAUUCAUUUCAUUUAUUUCUUUUACGAUGUCAUCAAGAAAUUAUGGAUCAAGAACAGGCAGAGCGCCGUAUGUUCAAAAAAUUAAACUAUGCAACAACAAUAACAAAAUUACUACGAGAAAGCCAACAAAGUUAUGUUCUAAAUGCAGAGAGGCGAAAGAUUGUGUUAGCUUAUUUUCAAGUAAAGUAAAUCGGAUUGAAGAGAUCGUUAAUAAUUGUCAUAAACAUUCGAAAAAGAAGAUCGAACAAAUUUCCAAAUUCAACACUAAAUUUUCAUUAAAUAACGUACCUUGUGAAUUGGAAUAUGAUUUAUCAAAUUUCACGUUAGAAAAUUUGCAAAAAUUGGCGAUUUUCACAACUCAAAAUUGCGGUAAUAAUAAUAGUUAUAAUGAUAAAGAUAAACAUCCCUAUUAAAUAAACUCAAAAUUGCUGUAAGAUAAUGUUUGACAAUCACUCCUUUUACUCAUAAUUAAUAAUAUUACCAUCAUCAUUUUCUAUUAUCAUUCUAUUUGUCUAACAAGUUACAGUUUUUUAUUAUGAUUUAUAUU
Messenger RNA from Rhizophagus irregularis DAOM 181602=DAOM 197198, 566 nucleotides. RefSeq lists its product as uncharacterized. Lineage: Eukaryota; Fungi; Glomeromycota; Glomeromycetes; Glomerales; Glomeraceae. The record is from RefSeq and is a predicted model, not a curated record.